GCCCGGGGAGGGGGAGCGGAAGGAGGCGGCCCCGCGGCAGGGCCCGAGGUGGGGCCCGAGGUGUCCGCCCGCCUGUCACGGCCCGCGGCUGGGGGCAGCCGGCUGGAGCUGGGAGGAGGAAGCGGCGGAGAUGGCGCGGCUGGUGGCGGUGUGCAGGGACGGCGAGGAGGAGUUCCCCUUCGAGAAGAGGCAGAUCCCCCUCUACAUCGAUGACACCCUCACGAUGGUGAUGGAAUUUCCUGAUAAUGUGCUAAACCUUGAUGGACAUCAGAACAACAAUGCGCAAUUAAAACAAUUCAUUCAGAGGCAUAGCAUGCUUAAACAGCAGGAUUUAAAUAUUGCCAUGAUGGUGACAUCACGUGAAGUUUUGAGUGCACUUUCUCAGCUGGUCCCGUGUGUUGGCUGUCGUCGUAGUGUGGAACGUCUGUUUUCUCAGCUUGUUGAGUCUGGAAAUCCAGCACUUGAGCCUCUAACAGUAGGGCCAAAGGGUGUUCUUUCUGUAACUCGGAGCUGUAUGACUGAUGCAAAGAAGCUCUAUACACUGUUUUAUGUGCAUGGGUCCAAACUGAAUGAUAUGAUCGAUGCAAUUCCCAAAAGUAAGAAGAACAAAAGAUGUCAGUUACACUCUCUGGACACACACAAACCAAAACCCUUGGGGGGUUGUUGGAUGGAUGUGUGGGAGCUCAUGUCCCAGGAAUGCAGGGAUGAAGUAGUUUUAAUUGAUUCUAGCUGUCUUUUAGAAACAUUAGAAACGUAUCUACGAAAACACAGGUUUUGCACUGACUGCAAAAAUAAAGUACUUCGGGCAUACAAUAUUCUUAUUGGUGAGCUAGACUGCAGCAAAGAAAAGGGCUACUGUGCUGCACUUUAUGAGGGUUUGCGUUGCUGUCCACAUGAACGUCAUAUACAUGUAUGCUGUGAAACAGAUUUCAUCGCACACCUAUUGGGUCGAGCUGAACCAGAGUUCGCAGGAGGGUAUGAACGGAGAGAAAGGCAUGCUAAGACAAUAGACAUAGCCCAAGAAGAAGUUUUGACCUGCCUGGGUAUUCAUCUUUAUGAAAGAUUACACCGAAUCUGGCAAAAGUUGCGAGCCGAGGAACAAACGUGGCAGAUGCUUUUUUACCUAGGUGUUGAUGCUUUACGCAAAAGCUUUGAGAUGGCUGUGGAAAAAGUGCAGGGUAUUAGUCGAUUGGAACAGCUCUGUGAAGAGUUUUCAGAAGAAGAAAGAGUGCGAGAACUUAAACAAGAGAAGAAGCGCCAAAAACGAAAGAAUAGACGGAAAAAUAAGUGUGUGUGUGAGAUCCCUACUCCUUUGCAGGCAACAGAAGAGAAGGAAAUAAAUCAAGCAAAGGAAAAUUCGGACUUCACAGAAAGUAGUUGCAAAGCCUGUGGUAGCACCGAAGAAGCUAACAAUUGUGUAGAAGUAAUUGUUACUAAUGAAAGCACUUCUUGCACCUGUCCUAGUAGUGGUACCCUAUUAGGUUCACCUAAAAUAAAGAAAGGUUUAUCUCCACAAUGUAACGGGAGUGACUGCGGCUAUUCAUCUAGCAUGGAGGGCAGCGAAACAGGAUCUCGAGAGGGAUCCGAUGUGGCCUGCACUGAAGGCAUUUGCAACCAUGAUGAAAACGGAGAUGAUUCAUGUGUCCAUCGCUGUGAUGACAAAGAAGAGGAUGGAGAUAGCUGCGUGGAGUGUUGGGCAAAUUCAGAAGAGAAUAACACAAAAGGCAAAAACAAAAAGAAGAAAAAGAAAAGUAAAACUUUGAAGUGUGAGAACGAACAUAUUCAGAAACUUGGAAGCUGUAUGACAGAUCCAGGUAACAGAGAGACCUCAGGAAAUAUGCACACAGAGUUUCAUCGUGACAAGACCAAAGACACACAUGCUGAAAGCUGUUGUAGCUCAGAAAAAAGUGUGCAGCAGUUGCCUUGGUUUGAGCACAUGAAAAAUGUGUCACAGUUUGCAGAACCUACAGAAAUGUCACUUGUUCCUGAUACUGGAAAAGGUGCCAAGAGCUUAGUGGAGCUCCUUGAUGAAUCUGAAUGCACUUCUGAUGAGGAAAUCUUUAUCUCACAAGAUGAAAUACAGUCAUUUAUGGCAAACAACAAGUCUUUUUACAGCAAUAGAGAACAAUACCGACAGCAUCUGAAGGAGAAAUUUAAUAAAUACUGCCGCUUAAAUGAUCACAAGAGGCCCAUUUGUAACGGUUGGUUGACAACGGCUGGAGCGAACUAAAUACAAUAAAAUAGCUCUGUCUUUCAUUGAAA
Cygnus atratus (black swan) is the source of this 2262-nucleotide messenger RNA. RefSeq names its product gametogenetin binding protein 2 (gene GGNBP2). The record is from RefSeq and is a predicted model, not a curated record. The coding region runs from base 131 to 2230 and encodes 699 amino acids. Gene Ontology annotation, cellular component: cytoplasm; nucleus. The transcript is spliced from 14 exons. Lineage: Eukaryota; Metazoa; Chordata; Aves; Anseriformes; Anatidae.